Messenger RNA from Nothobranchius furzeri (turquoise killifish), 5684 nucleotides. The record is from RefSeq and is a predicted model, not a curated record. Lineage: Eukaryota; Metazoa; Chordata; Actinopteri; Cyprinodontiformes; Nothobranchiidae.
UAAAAUAUUUGUGGAUCUAUAGAAAAAACAAGCACAAAAAAGCAAUUUUGAUGGAUUUCAGGUUCAACAGAGAACUGGUGGGUGAGGUGCAUUGUGGGUAGUCAUGUUUUUAGUUAUUUUGUUCUAUUUUGGGGUGUUUAUGCAUGUUUAUUGUGGGGCAUUGUUGUUCUUAGUUAUUACUUCAUUCAGUGCUGAAAGUGUGGUGCUACUUUAUGCAUCAUGUUGGCACCAUAAGCGAGGAGGUUGGCCAAAGGAAUGACCACUCUGUGCCGUUCCACUUGCAUUUGUACAGCGGUGGUUCACACUGGAUGUUGUUGGCUUUGGCUUUGGAUGCUUCACUCUCACUGGCUGGGUGAGUGAGUGAGUCAUGUGCUGAGAGCAACGUACCUUGGUUAGUGUAGUACAAGUUUUUUGAGUUAUAUCAACUUAUCAAGUUUGAGUUAAUAAACAUUAACAUUUCAAGUACAUUUUCCAGAUAAUAUGAGUUGAAAAUGUUGAAAAUCUUGAGUGAAUUGCUCCCCAAUUAUAAAUCGAGGAACAUGAAUAUUUAUAAGAUAACAGAGAUAAUUUAAGGCAACUGCAAAUGUAACUUUUAUUUUAUGUAAACUUGAAAUAUUUAUAAACAUCACUUAAAUAUUUUUUGUAAUCUGUUACAAAAUCAUGUUUGAGUUCUGUGAAGUUAUUAAGGUUUACAGUGUGUUCAUCUUCAGGGACAAAGUCGUAAUAAUCCAGGCAAAAAUAAAAGGCAACAUCGGUUUCAGUACCGCGGCAGCGAGAGCAUCCAUCCGGCUGCAGGAGUCGAAGCUUUUGCACAUUGGAUAAGUGACACAUGACAACCUACCUGGGAUCUGUUGCUGGUUGGAGAUGAUAAGAGGAUAAAGGCCCACUCUGGACAGGUUUAUUCUAUAAGGUUUCUCCAAUCAGCUUGUACCUGAGCCCUAGCCCUGCAGCUUCCAGUCACACCUGCUGUUGUCAGACUAGCUGGACGCGUCUAGACAUUUGCUGAUGGAUUUGACGUUAAAUAAGAGAAGAAUGAAAGACUCGAGCUGAAUCUGACAUGUGCAGGAUGAAACCUCGACACUGUGGCCGAGCGGGACAAGACUCAGAGGAGAGUGUGGCUUUAGUCAGAAAGCGGGUCAAUCUGCAGGUUUUAGCAUCUCCUUCAUCCAGACCUAUGAAAGCAUUAAAAGCAUCAUCAUUUCAUCAGGUUAAGGUGUGGUUCUGCAACAAAACACCGUCUCAUCAGUCACUAGUGCUGCCUCGCAGCAUCCCACUGCACAAGGAGUUUCUGUCUCACAGACGUCCACGCUCUGGGCAUCUGAAGAAGGUUAGGGUUCCUGCUACCAGUGAGGAGGAGAGCAGAGGAGCUGCUGACUGUGACUGAAAGGUCUCGGCUUCACCGGCGGCCCUGUGUGGUCGCUGCUGCCUGGAGACGCCCUCACGCGUCCUCCUCUCAGGUCUUCUCUGGACAAGUGACUUCCACUUGGACUGCAGAGAUGUAAAUGUGGGACUUGAGAUAAAACAAGCUGGUUAGUCAAAGACAGACCUGGAGAACAUUUGAACUGAUGACAUGCAGCCUAGACUAGACUAGACUAGACUAGACUAGACUAGACUAGACUAGACUAGGGAGACUAGGGAGACUAGAAGAUGCUUUUAUGAAUAACUUUUCUGUGACCUGACUUCUGAGACCUGAGUUGGACUGGAAGUCUGAAGGUUAAGGUAGACGUGCACCUGAAAGACGUUAAACUUGAGUUGGACUCUGACAACAUGACUUGUGACCAUCUCUGGAGUGCGUGGCCGCCCUCUGGCUGUUUGCCAACAGACUGAUGUUGCAGCAGUUACCUGUGAGCAGGGAAGCUGGACUCCACCUCCAGCCCGAGUCGGUGUGUGAUACUGUUGUAGUUUAGACGUGCUGCUGCAGAGAGGGAGGACAUCAAGUGGACGGGGGGACGUUCCUAGCUUCCUUUCCAGGAUCGCUCCCCUCUACAGGACGACACCAGAGCUGGCUCUGCUUGCAACCGGAGACAGUCUAGCGGCUGACCUCGUGUGUUUACCUCCUUGUUGGCGGAGCCUGUGGAGCUCGUCUCCAGCCUCUCUGUUGGACAGCUGCAGGGAUGCAGCUUCGCCUCAGGUGUCACGGCUCGGCCACAGAGACAGACAGCCAGAGCCAGACUUACUGAAACCACGUUAAAAACCUGCAGGUAGCUAUGGCUGGAAGACUUGAGCACCAGUGUGCUCCAACGGUGACCAAGACACACUGGAAGAAACCCAGCAGUACCCCAGAUUUAUUUGAAAUGAUUGAGAGGAUGCAGGGCAGCAGGAUGGAUGAGCAGAGGUGCAACUUUCCUCCACCUCUCAAGACUGAAGAAGAUUACAUUCCGUAUCCAAGCGUCCACGAGGUGCUGGGGAGAACGCGCCCCUUCCCUCUCAUCCUGUUGCCACAGUUUGGUGGUUACUGGAUCGAAGGGACAAACCACGAGCUGGGCGGCACCGAGCUGCCCCGGCCGCCGUCUCCCAACACCCGCACCAAGCUGGAAUGUAACACAACAGCGACACUCUUCCGGAAACACUUCCUUGGAAAGGAGCACUUUAAUUACUAUUCAGUGGACACUAACCUUGGACAUCUGGUGUUCUCCAUUAAAUACGAUGUGAUUGGUGACCAGGAACAUCUCCGUCUCAUGCUCAGGACCAGGCUGAAAACCUACCAUGAUGUGCUUCCCAUUUCCUGCCUGACAGAGUUUCCUAACGUCGUCCAAAUGGCCAAACUUGUGUGUGAAGACGUCCUCGUGGACCGCUUUUAUCCCGUCCUUUAUCCCAAAGCUUCGAGGCUUAUCGUCACUUUUGAUGAACACGUGAUAAGCAACAAUUUCAAGUUUGGGGUCAUCUAUCAGAAGUAUGGACAGACCUCAGAAGAGGAGCUGUUUAGCAACAGUGAAGAGAGUCCUGCCUUUGUAGAAUUCCUGGAAUUUCUGGGGGAGAAAAUCGAACUUCACAACUUUAAAGGCUUCCGCGGAGGGCUGGAUGUGACUCAUGGGCAGACCGGAGCAGAAUCUGUCUACUGCAACUACCGCAACAAAGAGGUCAUGUUCCACGUGUCCACAAAGCUGCCUUACACAGAGGGGGACACCCAGCAGCUGCAGAGAAAAAGGCACAUAGGGAACGAUAUUGUGGCCAUUGUGUUCCAAGAAGAGAGCACUCCCUUUGUCCCAGACAUGAUUGCUUCAAACUUUCUUCAUGCUUACAUCGUGGUCCAAGUGGUCAACCCCUGCUCUGACAACAUUAACUACAAGGUGUCCGUGACAGCAAGGGAUGACGUUCCUUUCUUCGGACCAGCUCUUCCAAACCCUGCUGUUUUCAAAAAGGGCUGCGAAUUCCACGAAUUCUUAUUUACCAAGCUGAUCAAUGCAGAAUAUGCAUGCUACAAAGCAGACAAAUUUUCCAAACUGGAGGAGCGUACAAGAUCGGCCUUGCUGGAGACCCUCUAUGAGGAGCUCCAUGUGAAGAGCCAGGCCAUAUUGGGAGUCGGAGGAGAGGAGGACAAACUGGAGAAUGGGAGUGCAGCAGGAGGGGGCUUCUUCGAGUCCUUCAAGCGAGUGAUCCGUGGUAGGAGCCAGUCUGUGGAUGCUGCGAGUCUAACUUUCAAGAAGACAUACACAAUCUCCUCUACUGUGAGUGGUACCUUUAACGACAACGCUACAGAGAGCCCCAAAUUCCCUGGGAUAUCAUUGCUUGUCCCAGGCAAAAGUCCCAGUAAAUAUGGACGUCGAGGCAGUGCCAUAGGGAUAGGAACAGUAGAAGAGUCUUUGAUCAUCCCAGGAAAAAGCCCAACGAGGAAAAAGUCUGGUCCUUUCAGCUCCAGGCGGAGCAGUGCCAUUGGCAUCGAAAACAUCCAAGAGGUCCAGGAGAAAAGUAGAGAUCCUUCUCCAAACACCCAGAAGACACCAGACAGUGGUCAUGUCUCUCAGGAUCCAAAGUCUGACAACUCGGACCAGAGCUCUCCUGAAGUCCUGACAACAGCCAAAAACAGCUCUUAUCUUUGCAGCAGGACCCCGUCCAUCCCUGAAGGCCACAGUCUCUCCCGUUCUUCCUCAAACGCCAGCAGCUUUGCCAGCGUGGUGGAGGAAAAUGAAACGGAGACAGCAGAGGACUACGACACAGGCAUGGAGAGUCUGUCAUCUGCUGGGACUCCUCACAAGCGGGACUCCCUCACGUACAGCAACUGGCUAGAGGACAGCAUCAGCUGCACCAGCAGCUACAGCCGUGGAAGUUCUCCUGGACCCGAGAAACCCGAUCGAGGGAAAUCCAGCGACAUACGAAUCAAACUGGAGCGGUCACACAGCCAUCAGUCCUCCAACUGUUAGAUUCACCCGCCUGAUUCUGCAUCUUCAGCAAUCACAUAGUCGCACUCUGAGACUUGGAUUUAACUUGACCUGUGAAAAGGAGAACAACGAUGCAGAUGAGUGAGGAACAUCAGGAGUCGGGCCAGUCCGCUGCUCCGGGACGGCUGCAGGACGCUGGACAGGACGACGUACGGGGGACAGCUUGUUCCUUCCACUCUUCGCACGUCUGAUGCCUAGCUGUACACUUCCUACCUGACGCUUGUCUCUAAUAGUGCACAACUAAUCUACGACUGUAAACGUUUUAGUUGUGCAGAAACAUUCACCGGGUUACUUGUCUUGCUGGAGUCGCGGCGUGCUGCUGGUACUCUGGGUUGUUUUAAAUGAGAAGGCGGUCCUGUUUGAGCAGAGAAGGGUGUCGAGUUCAGUCGUCCGGGACGUAGCUGGAGGGUUUGUUGGGCAUUUUUCUUGUGUUCUGUAGAUGUUUCACCUUUUUGCCAACCAUGUUUUUUGCUAUACGAGCGGUUUUUACAGUUGAACGAUGCACUUUUCUCUGUCGACCAUUUCACAACAAACUGAGCACUUCUGUGUAUCCGGAUGAAAGUAAAGACACUUUCUUUUUCCUUUUUUAAAGUUUAUUUACAUUUAUUCAUAAAUGAAACAAAACAAGAAGGGUCUUUCUAAUUUUAUUCUGAUUUAUUUAUCAGUGUGUCCGUGGCCAAACAUGUAACAUGUUAGAUUUAAGCGACAGUAAUCUCCUCAGCAUGGAUGAACUAACGCUGCUCUCUGACCCACACCCAUUCAUGUUUUUAUUUAUUAUUUAGGGUUCCAGUGAAAUGAAGCUUAAGGCAGAUGCCUGUAAACUCCAUGUGUGUGUGGCUUUGAUGUAAAUGAUAAUGCUAGCUGUAAAACGUGUCUGCUUCAGGGGUCACAUCCUGCUCGGUAAUUCAGAAAUGCAAACAUAAUCAAAGUGUGUAUAUUUAUUUGCUUUAAAGGUGGCUAAAUAAGUCCAAACACAACUACUGAUGAUGUAAAUACACAUUUAUUUAAGUCUACUGUAAAAGAGCUUUGGUUUUAAAAUGAAUGGAGCAACAUCUGAACAUUACUGCCAAAAGAAUAACAAACUAUUUAUGCUUUCUUCUUCCUUUGAAAUGUUCUUUAAUAUAAUUUAGAGUAAGUUUUAAAUGUACUCAGACUGUUCUGUAAAGGGGAAAAUCUCAGUGUGUCCCAUUCAGUUGCCUUAUGUCACAAAACAAUGGUGGAAGUAAACACUUAGCAGUCAUCCGUAUCUACAAAAAUGUUUUCUUUUUGCUUGUUUUACUGCAAAUAAAUGUCUUCAGACGCUUA